This is a messenger RNA of Ambispora gerdemannii, 1571 nucleotides long. Lineage: Eukaryota; Fungi; Glomeromycota; Glomeromycetes; Archaeosporales; Ambisporaceae. The record is from the annotation of a GenBank genome assembly.
AAUGCGCGUACCGAGCAAAAGAAAAUUUAGAACUGUUAAAACCAUUACAGUAUAAAUUCAAAUUAUCUCAUGGAAUCUCAAUUGAAAAGUACUCAACUAAGCUAUCGAUUCAUACUUCAAUAGAGUAUAUGACUAUGCCAUCAACAACGAUCAAACUAAGGCACUCUAAAAACAUUACGAUUCAAGAAGCAUCGCGAAUCGAUGAUAUGAAUAUGCUUUUCCAAGGAAUACAGUUUGAAGAAAAUUCAUUUGAAGACUCUAGAAACUUCGUAGAUCUAUGCGGCAUUUCAAAUAAAACACAGACGAACGCGGUACUUUGUGAAAUAAUCUGUGAAAAAGCUACGAUUGAAUAUGAUAUCGAGAAAUUGAAACCGACUGCAGCAUUGCAUUUAGCUGUCGAAGAAGCAUUAGAAUCUAAUACACCGAUUGAAAAUUUAAAUCUCGUUUUUCAAAAGUUUGGAUAUUUUUUCACUACAAAAGUAAUAAUUGGCGACAAGUUGUCUCGCAGCGUUCGUUUUACUGGGAAAAAAUGUUCAGGUUACCCAGAAUCCAAAUAUAAAAACUUAUUUGGAACUCAUGUUUUUGAUAAAUUUUCUGAAAAAGAGAAAAUCUAUGAACAAUGGAAAGAACAAAUCAAACCGAUCAAUUCUUCCUUUAUGCUGGCGGUUAACGGAGACAUUACUGAGUUAAGUGAUAUUUCGAAAUGGAUUGAAAAUGUCUCGAAUAAAGUAUCAGAUUGGCACAUUAUAAAACGUGUUGUAGUACCGAUCAUUAAAAUUCUUGAUCGCGAACAACAAUUAAAGAUAGAAUAUCUCUUCACAAAAGAAAACCGGGUUCUUAUGAAAAAUGAAACACUGCUUAUUGAUACAUCUAAAGGCUAUUAUCGAUUCUUUUUCGAAAAGCCAUUGAAAAGCUAUAAUUAUCAAAUCUUUGGGAAACUAGUAUCUUUUGAGGGAUCAGAUAUCGAUGUGAAAUUUAGUUUGAAAUCAGAGUCUGGAUUCUCGGUGAAUUGGGACAAAAAAAGAAAGAUAAAUGGGCCGACUAAACUUCAAUGGAUGUUAAUCGGUUGCCCAAGCGAAAUCGGAUAUUACGAUUCUAAAACUCGUGAUAUUUCAGUAAAAACGGGGUUUACCGAAUUAAAACUUGAACUUAGAAAUGAAUCAAAAAAUAAAAAUGGCUCAAAAUUAUGGUCCAAACGUAUUGAUGUCGGAAUCUCUCUUUCGAAACACCAUGCUAUUUCAAUCGAUGUUGAGUGUGCUUCGGCCUCUAAUAGAAUAAUAUUCUUUCAAUCUUUAUAUUCAAUAAUUGUUGAUUCAGUUAUCGAAAUACAAGUUAAAACAAAUGAAGCUGAGAUUCUUGAAUUAUUAAAAAAAGAUAAAGAGUUUUUGGUCAAUAUUCGAUGGUGUGUUGCAUUCGAAGGACCGCUUCACCAAAAGCAAGUACAAACAAGAACACUUCUUAACGAGGAGAUUAAUAUGAACAUUCUUUUGUCCAUGUUUGGAAUUCCUUGUGAUUUAUCCAACGUCAAACAUACUCAAGUUCAAUACAAUAUUGGUAUUUUGAGCUUCUAA